This is a messenger RNA of Leishmania major strain Friedlin, 4191 nucleotides long. RefSeq lists its product as hypothetical. Lineage: Eukaryota; Euglenozoa; Kinetoplastea; Trypanosomatida; Trypanosomatidae. Bases 1 to 4191 code for a protein of 1396 amino acids. The transcript has a single exon. The record is from RefSeq and is a predicted model, not a curated record.
AUGGGCAACGAUUUGUCGGCCAUGUCGGGUGGGGGCCGCAAUCUUGAGGUUUGGAGUGAAGCACGCGCCAGACGCGUUGCGAACGAGCUGCCGACCCCGCGCACCAUCCCUCUCGGUCACGGGGAUCAUCUCGUGCCGCCGGCACUGCUCCUGGACGCCGAGAUGCGCUCAGCCGCAGACGACGCAAGUAGCACCUCCUCGUUGCGGUCUGCCGGCACGGUGUCGACCUACUCCACUCAGCACUCGGAGAUUUCAAAGGCAAACCAAAUCCCAGAUCCACAGCCCCGGAGGCGUAGCAUGUCGAUGAGUGAUAUGAACGCUGCGACAGCCUUGCUGGCAGCCGCAGCGCCGCCACAGCAGCAGCAGCGACAGCUGCAGAGGCGCACGCAAUACUCCAUGUACGCUCGGCAAAUGCGGCGACCCGGCUGUGACAGGGGCCGGUACGGGUUGCAGCAUCACAACAGCGGCGUUGACUUCAUGGUCGCCAACGAUUUUUUCAACCGCAGCGACAGCACCCUUGGCAGCGAGGCGGAUCUCGAUAGCAGCAGUGGCAUUGGGAGCAGCGGUAGCAAUGAUGAGGAGGAUGACGCAGGAGGGGUGCACCACCGUUCUGGCAUGGUACCAAGGGAGCCCACCUUGCCGUACGGUUCCGGCCGCCGCCUGACCGGCAACGAGCUCUCUGCGCAUCCCCCGCGGCGUGAGCGAAACGAGGUGGAUGGAGCGCCGGCCCUCGUCUCGACUGCUACGGCCGCUGCCGCCGCCUCUACUACGUCGCCACCGCACGCGAAGUCGAGCAGCACAGGCAGGGCAGAGACGAUAACGACGAAGACCGUCUCCGUGGUAGUCUCCGGCGUGGACUGCAGCAGUGAUCCCCCGCUAGCUCUCACCAGCAGCCGCAACAGCAGCAACGGCAGUCACGACAGCAAGUCCUCGGCUGCGAGUUUGAGGAAAGGCGGUGCCACGCCCUUGCCGUCGGCGAGGCAGGGCAGUUGGCACAAGCGGCUCUUGCGGCCCGCCUCACGGGGCAGCAUUCGAGAUGACAGCAUCAGCGGCAGCGCCACGCAGCGGGGCUCGCCUGACGCCGCCGAUGGUGUUCUCAGCUCACACGAGGAAAAGAAGUGCAAGACGAGCAAGCGAAGAAUCCACCCGGAGGGACUGUUGGAGCUGAAGCGUCUGCAUCGCACGCGCAGCUCAGUGGCAGCGCCGCGAACGUCGUCCGCGACAGCCGGUGCCGCGACCACCGCGAUCGGCGUAGAGGCGCUGGUGUCGUGGAUGAAGCUGUCCACCACGAAGGAGUCGCCGCGCACCGAAGCGAAGUGGCGGCACACCAGUGGCGACCUUAGCGGCUGCACCGCGCCGCCUCUGUCGAAUGAGAAGCGAGGCGGCCAGUGCGGCUCUUUCACGCGCGUGUCGUCCCCGCCAGCGCAGCAGCAUCACACCACCGGCAAGGAUAGCAGAGGUAGACCCGGCGCGAACAGCAGCGGCGGCCCGCCUCACUCGUCGGAGUCCCCGACGCACCAUCACAGCCGUCAAGUGCAACAUCGUCACUGCGGUGGAGACGAUGGCAACAAUGCCGUUCCAGAAACGGUGUUGCCCCGCCUUGUAGAUACGAAGCAUCACCAUCGCCAGCCCAGACGCAACCGCAGCCUCGGUGGCACGCUCGACCUGCACGACGAGGGCCCCAACGACUUCUUCGCUUCGACUCAGCGGAGCGGGCAGUACCGCAUGCUUUACGGAAUGGACAGCGACAAUAGGAGCUCAACCGCCUCCAUGCGCGAGGCCGUGUGCAUGGCUACCGGCGGCGGCGGGGCGGCAGCGCACUCCUUCGGAAGCCUCUUCGCCGGCUCGCGGGCCGCUUCGCUAUACUCGGUGUCGUCGUCACCCGGGCAAGCGUGGACAGGUGACUAUGCUGACGGUGGAGUGAUGCAGCUACCAGCCGCGGUGGAUCACCGCGCACUGGACAUGCAGAAAGCCGACGACGGCGGCGGCACGCGUGAGGCCAGCCGGCAUCACUCCAGUCGUGUACUGCCCUGCAGCGGAAGCGGCGUGGCGUGUGUGAACAACACAGGCGCCUUUGACGCGACCUCGCAACCGCAGCAGGCGGAUCUGCAGCGCAGCAUGAAGACGCACCUGCAGCGGAUGACCUACACGUCGAAGUCGCCCAGCCUCGUCACCAGCAACCAAGUUGUCUCUGCAAGGCCGGAGAAUAGCCAAGGUAUCCAACACUCGCUGAUAUCUGCGUUGCCGAUGCCUCCGAGUGUCGUCGCUGCCGAAGCGCCUGCCAACCGCGGGCACGUCGGCGCCCCCGCAGGGAUGCGCGAAGCGCUGUCAGCCGGUGCGCCGUGCCGUGACGGCCACGGCCACGUCCACACCGCCGCUAGCGUGAGCAGAUGCAGCAGCGGGGAUCGCAGUAUCAGCCCCGACGUAAGUGUCAGAGAGCUCGUGAAGUCGCCAGCCAAGGCAGUGUCGCCGCCGCUCCUGCCACAGCCACCCCCGCCACAGACGGCAGUGAUGCGGGCUAAGACACAUAGCUUCCGAGGACACGGUGGCGGAGGUAGACCCACGAACCUGUCCGCCACCGAAGGUGUGGCGGCGUCCGCGGUGUCACUGAAGAGGCACAGCAGCUGCGCUGGCCGGCGGCAUCAUCACAGCAACGGUGACGACACUCUGCACGCGACGGCGAGUGUCCUCACCUCGGUAAAAGGCAGCGGCAGCGGCAGCGCAUCGCGGCCGACGCGGGCGGACAGCAAGGACCUCAUUCUCCGUCCCGACCGCACUGCCUCUGCACGCCGUCACCGCCGCGGUGGUGGCGAUGAGAACGUGCCGGAAGGCAGUGACAGUCGCCAGCGGCGCCCGCAGAACCGAAAACUUUCUGCCAGGAUGCACUUCACCUCUUUCAGCUUCAGCAGUGACAGCUUCCUAUACGGCAAGGUGCGUGGCCGUCUAGCGAAGGCGGCGGCAGUGGCUGCAAACUCGAACAGCAUCGAGCGUCGGCGUCACACGUCGGGCUGUGGAAGCAGCGGAGGCACACAGGCGCAUGCGCGUCACCACGCUCACACUGAAGUCGACUCGGUUGCGCUGGGGGCCUCCCCAUCCGCAUCAUCGCGCAAGGGCGAGGCCGAGUGUCGCCAUCGCGGCAGCGGGUGCGACAAUGAGAGUGAGAUGGGCAGCGUGAUGGCUGACUUGGACGACCUCCUCCUCGGCGCCGAUGGCAGGGCCCCCUUUGGCAACCUGACAGCGCUCUACCUGCGCUCCGUCUCAUCAUCGUUGUCACUGGCGCCAUCGUCCCGAAACAGCAGCACCAACGGCAGCUGCGUCAGCAGCGGCUCCGUGCGUGCGCUGCGCAAGAGGGCUGCGAGAGCGCGGGACCUGUCGGCCAGCUCGUCGGUCGACUCCGAGGCGAUCGGCCGCCUUCAUCCACAUUGGACAGCGCCGCCGCUGCCCCAGCAGCAGCAGUAUGGAGAAGCUGGUGCGACGGCAACGGCAUCGUCAAUGUACCGCCUGCCCCUCGUGAAGACGUCGAACAGCUGCGGUGGAGCUGUGGCCUCUAACGGAAGCGCGAGCAGCGCCGUGACCGGUGGAACGCGCGGCAUGAACCUGCAAUCCAUUAAGCCGAACAUGGCCGUAGAUGUUAGCAGCAGCCCUGACGCGAGCAGCGACCGCCCUGCGAACAUCAACUACGUUCUUCAGCCGCUGCGAAGCCCGGCGGCGAACGGCUCGACAACGAUGGCAGCAGCGUCACCAGAGGUCCACGGCGUAGCCAAGAGCCACAGCACGUCCUCUGGCAGUGGCGUUGCCGCAGACACGUCGGGUGCGAUGCCGACGGUCCAUGGACACGAAAAACCGUCCCAGCGGCCCUCCAUGGCGCCCAACGUACCUUGCGCCCUCUUCAGUGGCAAUGGCGGCGGUGCGCACCUGCCACGAAUGCCGCCAACAAGCUCGCCUCGACACGCCAGCAGCAAGAGAAAUGAUGGCACGGACUCCUUGACGGUGUCGUUCCCGGACGCCAACGGCCGUGGCGACGGUGGUAGUGGUGCUGCUGCGUCGUCCUCCGCGGCGUCGCUGUUGGCAGGGCAAUCCCGUGACUCGAGUGCGAAGCGACGUCGCCCCACGACGCAGAGGUUCACGCCGUGGUCUGUGGGCACGAGCCUCUUCAAGGCGCUGCAAGAGGCGCAGGAGCCGCCGAGUUAG